AUGUAUCAACGUUUUUUUCAAAAUUCAUUACAAUCUGUGACACAGAUUCGUAAUGUGUCUUCUAAAUAUGUUCGUCCUCAUCCUAGACAUUACAAAAGAAGAUUGUUUGAGGAAGCUGUUGCUCCAGUACUUCCAGAAGAAAAAAAAAAGUGUGUUUCUAAAACUUUUUUAAUGGAACAGGCAAAAUUAGAAAAAGAAGAAUAUAUGGAAAUUGAAUUGGCUUUAGCUAAAAAGGUAAAAGAUUGGAUUAUUGAAAAUGAAUUUAGAGUAAUGGCAUAUUGCCAAUUACUUCCGAUACAAGGACGUACUAGACGCCUUGCAGUUAAUCAACUUAGGUUACAAGAACUAGAUUUGAAAUCUUAUUCAAAUAAAGUAAUGAAAAAAGUUUUUGAAAAUACACCACUUGAAACAGUAAAUUGUUUACUACAUGGUUCCAACUGUAUUAUGUUUGCAAAAGACAUAGAUAAGUUGGGUCUUUUAUUUAAUCAGGCAAAAAAACUUAAUUGGUUACAACCAUUAGCUUUUUCAGUUGACGAUAGAAUUUUAUCUUAUAGUGAAUGUGAAGCAUUAGCAAAAUUACCAUCAUUAGAUUGCGUGAAAGGAGAGACUGCACAAAUUAUUAGCAGAAUUUCUAAUGAUUUAGUCAACAAUAUUUCUCAUCAUUCAAAUUCUUUAGCUAACACAUUAGCAGAAAUAAGUACUGAGAAAUAG
Molecule: messenger RNA, 711 nt
Organism: Strongyloides ratti
Lineage: Eukaryota; Metazoa; Nematoda; Chromadorea; Rhabditida; Strongyloididae
Exons: 2
Coding region: 1-711 (236 amino acids)
Biological process (GO): translation
Cellular component (GO): mitochondrial large ribosomal subunit
Molecular function (GO): structural constituent of ribosome
Source: RefSeq, a predicted model, not a curated record